GGGUAACGAAGAAAACGAUGUGGAUGUGGACCGGGUUUAAGUUCUCUCCCUCACACGACAAAAGACCCACACGCAACUCACACAACUAGUGUGAACGACGCCAACGACGUUAAUACCUCCCAAGAGUUGCUGCUUCUGCUUCUGCUGCUGCUGCUUCUUCAUUCCUUCAAUCAGAAAUUUAUUAUCUCUAUUCCAUCGUUUGCUUCUACAACUGCUACAUCCAUUCAUUUCAGCUCAUCCAUUGCACAAUCUUGAAGAAGGGUGAUGAUUACGCCGUUUCGUUCAAUUCCAAUUCAAAGAUGUUUCUUCUUCAUCACCACCACACAAGCUUCUUUAUCGUGCUCACAAUCUUGAUGGCUUUGACGAGAGCACAAAACUUGACGAACUGCGAUCGCCAUUGCGGAGGGAAAACCCUGAACUACCCUUUUGGGUUCUCAGAAGGCUGCGAAGUGAAACUGAACUGUACCGAAGACCAAGUCAAAGUUGGCGGCUUUCUGGUUCAGAACAUCACAGCUAGCACCAUUUUCAUCAGCCUACCCGCGAAAUGCAACCGCACCAUGGGAUCUAUUAAGCCACUCUUCAAUGACAAUUUUGCCCCCACGUGGAACAACAGCUUCCUCGUGCAGAACUGCACGGAGGAGCAAGGUGGCUGCGUUAUCCCCGCCUCCACCUUCACAGGCGGCCAGGCUGAGGUGGAGAGCUGCGACAGCAGCAGCGGUAACAUCAGUUGUUUCACCCCGCAGAGCCAGAAACAGAGAAACAACGUUGUUGUUGGCGAUGUUUUGAGUUAUGAUGAAUUGAAAAACACUCGUUGCAAGUUCUUGUUCUCUUCGGUUGCUCUUGGGCAGAGCAAGGAGCUAUUAUUUCUGCAGUUUCAGGUGGUUGAGUUGGGGUGGUGGAUUCAGGGUUCUUGUCAUGAUUCUGGUUGUUCUCAAAACGCUACCUGUACAGAGGUAACAAAUCCUCAGGUGAAAAAUAGUUCAGGGUUUCGCUGCCAGUGCCUUCAUGGCUUCCAGGGAGAUGGUUUCAUCAACGGUACCGGUUGCCGGAGAGUUUUAAGUUGCAGUGCAUCAACAGUAACAUCGGGUGGAUGUGGAAAAACAACCAAAAUAGGUGUUAUUGUUGGAGUGAUCACAACUGGAGUUUUGGCCGUGGCUGUUCUUCUGUCUCUUGUAUGCUACUGUGCCAGGCGCCGUUCUGCUUGGUUGAGCAAACAUACAACAGCAAAGCGCCUCUUGCGUGAAGCUGCAGGCAACUCCAGUGUACCUUUCUACCCUUACAAAGAAAUUGAAAGAGCAACAAAUUCGUUCUCUGACAAGCAAAGGCUGGGAACUGGGGCUUUUGGUACAGUUUAUGCUGGAAAACUUCACAAUGAUGAGUGGGUUGCUAUAAAAAAGAUAAGGCACAGAGAUACCAACGGCGUUGACCAAGUCAUGAAUGAGAUCAAGCUCCUUUCUUCUGUGAGUCAUGCUAAUCUAGUUCGCCUUCUUGGUUGCUGCAUAGAGGAGGGAGAGCAGAUCCUUGUUUACGAAUAUAUGCCUAAUGGAACACUUUCUCAGCAUCUGCAAAGAGAGAGGGGUAAAGGUCUUCCAUGGACAAUAAGACUUACUAUUGCAACUGAAACUGCUAAAGCAAUCGCAUAUCUUCAUUCAGCAAUUCAUCCACCAAUUUACCACAGAGACAUCAAAUCCAGUAAUAUACUCUUGGAUUACAGCUUCAAAUCUAAAGUUGCCGAUUUUGGGCUUUCUAGGCUUGGCAUGACAGAAACAUCACAUAUCUCAACUGCUCCACAAGGGACUCCGGGUUAUGUUGAUCCCCAAUACCACCAGAACUUCCAUCUUUCUGAUAAAAGUGAUGUCUACAGCUUUGGAGUGGUUUUGGUAGAGAUAAUAACUGCCUUGAAAGUGGUUGAUUUCGGUCGACAGCAAAGUGAGGUCAAUUUAGCAGCACUUGCUGUUGAUAGGAUUAGGAGGGGUGCCAUAGAUGAGAUCAUAGAUCCCUUCCUUGAACCACAUCAAGAUGCUUGGACACUCUAUUCAAUUCAUAAGGUGGCUGAGCUUGCAUUUAGGUGUCUUGCUUUCCAUAGCGACAUGAGGCCUAGUAUGAUGGAAGUGGCAGAGGAGCUAGAACACAUCAAGCGCAGUGGAUGGGCAUCCACCGAGGAAAAUAUGUGUCUAGCUUCAUCAGUUGGGUCUGGAAACUCAUCUCCUCGCAGAGGAAGUGACAAGUCACUGGGCGGUAUUAAGUUAAAUAAAGCAGGGCAAGGGAAUGAGAUAUUGAUCGUUACGCAGAAGACCGGAAGCUUUUUGAAAUCAAUGGAGGCAAAGGACAGCUCUCCUGUAUCAGUGCAGGAUCCUUGGUCAAGUGGACACAGCUCACCUUCAACAAACAGUUUGUUGGACAAUGCAGUUCAUUGACAAAAUCAUCUCAGCAAUGUGAAUACUCGAGGCAUAUAACAGUUUUCUUUUCUUUUUAGCAGUUAAUUGUUAUAGUUAAUUUUGUGUAUGAUUGGCAAUAGGAUUCUGACGA
Arachis stenosperma is the source of this 2529-nucleotide messenger RNA. Its product is annotated as wall-associated receptor kinase-like 14. The record is from RefSeq and is a predicted model, not a curated record. Bases 300 to 2417 code for a protein of 705 amino acids. The transcript has 4 exons. Lineage: Eukaryota; Viridiplantae; Streptophyta; Magnoliopsida; Fabales; Fabaceae. Gene Ontology annotation, molecular function: protein kinase activity; ATP binding. Gene Ontology annotation, biological process: protein phosphorylation.